This is a messenger RNA of Bursaphelenchus xylophilus (pine wood nematode), 4642 nucleotides long. The record is from the annotation of a GenBank genome assembly. Lineage: Eukaryota; Metazoa; Nematoda; Chromadorea; Rhabditida; Aphelenchoididae.
AUGAAUAAAUUGGAGUGGAAAUUGCUGCCGAAUCCGAGAAUUGAGAAGCUCGGAGAAACUGGAUUUGUAACUGAGCCGUAAGCAGCAGUCUCAUUGUUUACUCUCUGUAGUUUCGUGGACUUCCCAGUGGAAGUAAUCGUCCAAUUAAAAGGUUUGAGCCACAUUUCUUACAUCCAAUUCCUUGUUCAUACCCAGUUUAUACCUGAUCAGCUGCUCAUUUCUCAUCUUGUGGACAACGAGUUCGAACCUGUUGGGUAAGUUCGGGUAAUCCCCAGCUUUUACAGCAAAGAAAUGUUUGUUUUCAGCACCGUUUACUUCAAGCCCCGCGAAUCCAUCGAUGGAAAACAAGAGGAGAAGAAAGUCCUCUUGAGCUGCAAGGUUUUCAUUCUCAAAUUAACGUUCAUCAACGCCCAUGAGAGUGAAAUUAACCCGGAGAAUCGCAUCGGCAUAACGGAGAUGAGUAUUUACGGCAGAGAUACAGUAACCCCGAGUAAAUCUACCUUAUAUGGGAAUACCUCAAGCACAAUCAGUAUCUUUAAACCGAGACUACCUGCCGAAUUCGAUGAAACUGUGAGCAGUGUCAACAGUUUGACUGGAAGAGGACGACGGAGAAAUCGAAACGAAAGGUGAGUUUUCUGUGGGUUACUGUAACUUUUAAUGCUUCAAAAUUUAGGCAAAAUUUGGAUCCAACCACUGAAGAGAUAAGAAGUCAGAUCCGACAGGCCCGAAGUGCGAUUGAUGAUGCUGUCAGAGUAAGUUUAUUACAGUAGGGGUACUGUAAUUUCAUAUGAGGAUUACUCAGAGCACGGCAGUUGGAUUUAAAUGAAAUUUUGCAAGUAUCUUUAUUAUGACCCAUACAUCAAUCUCUGAAAAUUUAAGUUUUUUUUAAUUGCAGCGACACCUGAGCUAUUCCAUAAUCAUUUUUGAGAGAGAGUUUAGAGAAUGAGGAGAGACGGUCAGAGAAAUACAGUUUUUUGCUCAUAUCUCGGCUAACAUUGCUUAUUUCAAAAAUUAGUAAUCUAAAUUUUCUUCUGUUUCGGUCGAAAUCUGACUUAAUUUUUCAGGCCGAGAAUUUUGCCUUGGCCAAGAGAAUGCAAGACUCAAAAGCCCAAUUGGAAUUGGUCCUAAAACAAUUACAAGACGCGACAAGGGCGAAGCAAGAAGCAAUCAGGCAAGAAGAUUACAAUAGAGCGCAGGAACUGACCGACCAAAUCAAUAGCCUCAGGGGAAAUGCCAUGGCCAAUGUGGAUACAAACUUUAUUAAUGUGGCUACUGUAAGAGUUAUAUCUAAAAAAUGAUUACAAUAUUUCAGCCCCGAAUUCAACCGCCAACUCCACUGCCAAUCGAAACUCCACAACAAUCUUUACCCCUACCUCGAAUUGAACCAAUCCGUAGGUUUCGAAAGAGUUUCUAAAAAUAAUGCACAGUGCGAACAAAAGAACAGUCUUGCACGGUGCGCGAAAAAGCGCUCCAUUCAUCACCGCACCGUGCGCGUUUUCAACGAUUUGCACAGUGCAGUGAAGAACAACUUUGCUCUUCGCUGCACUGAAGAAGCAAUGUGUCCCGAAAAGGAAUGUCGCCUGAUUCAGUCGCAAGUGCAAACCGAAACCUUCCGUAAUCGCGUUUGCAAAGACGAACUUUUGCCGCAAAGACCCCAAAAAAUUUUUUUUCUGUUUCUGUCGCAAAUUCAAUCGCGAUUUGUUUUUGCGACCACAAGUUUCAGCGAUUUUGUCAAGCGUUCUGUCGCAACAAAACGGAAGGGCGAUUGUCGCAAAAAUUGUCGUUUUGAAAGAGACGCAAGGGAAAUGCAUUGCACCGUGCAGUGAGGAAAUCCAACCAAAAGAAUUUGCACAGUGCAGUGGAUUUUUGCGGAUGCACGGUGCAGAAUUAAAAAAUUGUUUAGGCGGCUUUAUGGAAGAAUUACUGUAAAUAAAAAAUGGUGACAUUCUUUUUAUUUUCAGCACUGACUCCCUCGACUUUAUCCAAUAAUUCUUUUGCCCGGAAUCCUCCAAAUCCGGAGCGCCGAAGCGAUCUUAUCCUUCCUCCAAUCAGCCCUCUGACUUUCGACUCGUCGAUCAAUUCUCAAAAUGGGCUUUAUCGACCAUAUCAGCGAAUUAGGAGAUUCUCGGACCCCGCAGAUUACAAUACUCGUGUUAAAGACGAUCAGAAGAGCCUGGCCUCAACUUGGUCAUCGAUUUUCAGACCAAUAAGGCCUAAUGUCAAUGUGAGUCCAGCGAGUACUCGGUUUUUGGAUAAAGAAAAUCGACCAAUUCGACCUUCAAAGGCGUAUUUGAAGUAAGUUGAGGGUUUGCGAUGUCAAGGGACAGUCAUAAAAAAAUAUAUUUUAUUCUCUUCUACCGUAUCUACAGACAAAAAAGUUUGUGGAAUAUCUUCGCUACCGCUGCCAAAGGCGGCCUGAGAGCUUUUUGAAUCACUUGAUCGCCCAUAAAAAGCAAGCACGAUAAGGUUAAAGAAAAUCUGACAUUCGUCGCUGUAGCACUUCCCAAUUUAUCUUAUCCAUGGAAAAUAUAAUUUUAGCGACCAAAACGGUCAAGCCCUGGAUGAAUUGACGUUGGAUCAACUGCUGGAUCAAGUGAAUCCCUCAGAUCGAACCCAUGUCACCAGGGCCGUCAAUGUUUUUGGGCUGAAACCGGUGGCCGAAGUUUAUUCCAAACAUUUCAAAGAUCGAAGAAGUGGAUUAAAAAAGAUUACAGAAGCUGUUGCCAUUAGCACCAGCAACUCUCGAGAUGUAAUCCGAGUAGCAUUGCCGUUGCUGGUUCGAGGAUUGAGCGACAAGAUUUAUAGAGUGAGGUUCCUUAUAUUUUUGUAUUAAUUUAUAUUUUUGUUUAUAUGUCAUUUCAGGUCUAUGAAGCUGCGGUUUUAUUGCUGGAAUCGAUGCUGAAUUACAUAUCCAACCGAAAUAUGAGCAACGAAAUACCUCGUCUGGCCGAUGCCACGUCUCAGAUAUUAAUUAGCAGGACUGGGGAUACUGUAACUGUAAGGUUUAAUGAAACGCGACAACUCGAAAGAUGAUGUCCAGAUUUUUAUCAAAUUUGGUACCAAUACUCAGUCUAGGGCAUCAGUAUCUUGUCACAUUUUUUGUGCCAAGUUUCAUCAAAUUCUGAGCCAUAAAAAUUAAAAUAUUCAAAUUUUUAGCUUUGUAUUCCUUUUCAAAUUGACAUUAACUUAAUUUUUGAGAUUACCUAGACUCUUCUAAAUACUGUACCAACACUUUUUCCAUCAUUCUUAGCCAUGAAAUUUCCUUUAUUUUCCUUUUUUAGGACCAAAGAUUUGCUUCCAAGACCUUCGAAGUGGCUGAUUCGCUUUUUAAAAAGGACUCUUCUAUUGGAACCGAGUUUUUGAACAAGUUUUCUCAGCCUCUAAAGCCCAAUCAGUCCGUCCGAACUUCCCGCGGCCAAGCCCAAAUCGUCAAUUCUGGCUUACAAUCUCUGAUUUCCCAGAGUAAUCGGCUGAAUACCCAAAAUUUAAUCAAAUUCGGAGCCGAUUGCAUCGAUCACUAUGAUGGGGAGGUCCGAAAAUAUGGUCGGGAAAUCUUGAUGACAUUAUAUUCGACCGGAAAUCGAAAAGAAAUCCGGGAUACAGUAACCAAGGAUACUGUAGAACACGAGCGAAGUCGGGGAUUGAGGAAUAUCCUCGAGCAAUUCGAUCAAAAGGACAAAGACGAUGGAAUUACUGUAACUCUGAAGAGUCCGAGUGUCCGCAAUCUCCCAAUAGCACCGACUAGAGGCCCCAGAACAUCAUCAAAUCCGAGGGUCACGAUAAAAACUCCCAGUAGAAGUAGUAAAAGUUCGAGUUCGAGGACAACCAAGAGUCCAAGUGUAAGGUAAAGAUGAUGAAACUGAUAUGAAAAGAGAUUUAGAAGAUCAACAGGAGGAUCAAGAAGGUCCACGAGAUCUGAGGGAUCCAGGAGAUCCCGGUCUUCCCACUCAAAUACCUCAAACAAAUCGAUUAAAAGCAUCGUCAGACCGCCUACUACAACAAAAAUGGAUCCCAAAAAUGUGAAAAUUCAAUUGGACGGAUCGCGUUUGAGCGAUUCUGGGACUACGGAUUACUCAAAGUAAGGUAAAAGUAAUUAAUUUUACUUGUUUUAAUAUUUAUUUGCCAGAGUCUGCAUGUACUGUGGAGUUCAAAAUAACACACUGAACUUGACCGGUCUGGAGAACCAUUACAAAAACGACUGCCCAAUGCUGACGGAAUGUUCGCAUUGCAAAGAAAUCGUGGAAACUCGUCAUCUUCAUGAUCAUUUGAUCCACGAAUGCCCAAAUAAAGGAGAUUACAAGGAGUGCGAUCGAUGCAAACAAGCAGUGCUGGGGACGCUGUACACGAAACAUCGGAGUAGCAGUAAAUGUCGAUGUAUGUUGGGGAUAAAUGUAAUAAAAGAAAUUGUCAAAAACGACUUUUCUCUGACCCCCUCUCAUUGUUCUCUCGCCGAGAAACGUUUGUCGAAUAUCCAGGGUGUAGCUGCAGAUUUUGAGCCAAACUUUUUUUAUGAACUCUAUUUCCAGUGGUCCCACCCAACACCGGCCGUUGUCCGCUCUGUUAUCAAGACGUUUCUCCCGAUAAUGACAUUGGCUGGAGAGAACAUCUGAUGAAAAAAUGCAAGGCCAACAAGCGGAGAUGA